ACAAUCCAACCAACAAAACAUUCCAUUCCACUUCCAACUUCCCACUUCCCACUUCCCACUUCCCAUCUCUGUCUUCUUCCAUUUUCCCUCAUGUACGGUGGCUUAUCUGAGAGCAACGCCGGAGACAUGGGCUUAUCUCCAGCUCCGGGGCCACCAGGUGGGAUUCCAAGCUAUUUCAUGGCUUCAUUUUAUCCCAUGGACAUGACCAUGGACGCACCACUUGAUCGUGCUUUGCUCGCUUCCAAGAACCACCGUGAGGCCGAGAAACGCCGGAGAGAACGCAUCAAGUCUCAUAUGGAUCGUCUCCGCACUCUCCUCGCUUGUGAUCCCAAGACAGACAAGGCAUCACUGUUGGCCAAAGCAGUGGAGCAUGUGAGAGAUUUGAAACAAAGGACUGCUGAGAUAGCUGAGACACAGCUCUUCCCUUCUGAGAGUGAUGAGAUUAUUGUAAUUCCUGGGGAUGAGCUUUCAUCUUCCGAUGGCCGGAGAUUGGUUUAUAAAGCAUCUUUGUGCUGUGAGGAUAGGUCUGACCUUUUGCCGGAGCUUAUCGAUACACUUCGAGCUCUUCGGUUGAAGACUUUGAGAGCUGAGAUGGCAACACUUGGUGGAAGGGUGAGGAAUGUGCUUGUACUUGCCGGAGACAGUGAAGGUCACCAAGAGGAUGAUGCGGGUGCAGGUGGUUUUUUGAAAGAUGCACUCAAGGAGCUUGUGGAUCGAAGGACUGUCUCAGGUGAUCGAUUGAAAAGGCGGAGGACAGUCGACCGGGACUCUUUGUGAGGCUGUUCUUCUCCACACUAUAUAUCUUUAUAUAUAUAGAUAUAUAUGUCUGUUCUUGUUUUCGGUCUAUGAUUUGCUUGUGUGUGUUGGUUGGGAAGUUCUUCUUCUUCUUCUUCUUCUUCUUUUUGUAUUGUAUUAUGAUAAGUAUGAUGAUGAUGAUGAUGAUGAUUAUAGGGCUAUGGUUUCAAAUGUUUAAGCAAGAGAAUAAGUUAGUAAUUGUUUGCUAGACUUGUUUGCAAGAUUUAGUAACGAACGUUUGAUUGAAGGCAGUUAUAUUUGUCGUUGUUCUUUGUUUGAUGUUAUUA
Molecule: messenger RNA, 1082 nt
Organism: Dioscorea cayenensis subsp. rotundata (Guinea yam)
Lineage: Eukaryota; Viridiplantae; Streptophyta; Magnoliopsida; Dioscoreales; Dioscoreaceae
Product: transcription factor bHLH106-like
Exons: 2
Coding region: 91-777 (228 amino acids)
Biological process (GO): regulation of DNA-templated transcription
Molecular function (GO): protein dimerization activity; DNA-binding transcription factor activity
Source: RefSeq, a predicted model, not a curated record